This is a messenger RNA of Ctenopharyngodon idella (grass carp), 1617 nucleotides long. Its product is annotated as immunoglobulin superfamily member 1-like. Gene Ontology annotation, biological process: cell surface receptor signaling pathway. The transcript has 8 exons. The annotation marks the transcript as partial. Gene Ontology annotation, molecular function: transmembrane signaling receptor activity. NCBI's taxonomy places the organism in Eukaryota, Metazoa, Chordata, Actinopteri, Cypriniformes, Xenocyprididae. The record is from RefSeq and is a predicted model, not a curated record.
AAAUAUGAACACAUUUGUGUUUCUUCAGAUCCACCCACAUCUACACUGACUGUGACACCAGACAGAUCUGUAUUCACUGGAGAGACAGUCAGUAUUAAGUGUGAGAUAGAGACUUACAGUAACUGGAGACAGAGAAAUUAUCUGACAUAUGACUGGAGAAAUGACUGGAGAUAUGAGUGGUAUAAAGGCAACAGAGACAGUGUGUUACAGACGUCUGAGCAUUACACUGUAAACGGAGACACUCUCAGUAUUGUUGGAGCUGUUACAUCUGAUCAGGAUCAGUACUGGUGUAGAGGACAGAGAGAUGGAAGACCAAACUCAUCACAAUCAAGCUCUCUUUCUCUCUCUGUGAAGGAUAAACCGAAGCCAAAUCUGACUGUAAAGCCCCAGAGUUCAAUGUUAACUGGAGACACAGUUACUCUCAGCUGUGACGUGGGACAGUCAACUGGAUGGACGUUUCUCUGGAGGAAAGACUCAAACCCUGAAUUCAUUGAUCAUUCAACUAAAACAAUCAGUUCUGUGAGAGUCUCUGAUGGAGGAACAUACCAGUGCAGAGCAGAGAGAGGAAAAUACUACACAGAGAUCAGUGAUACAAUUAAGAUAACAGUAAGAGAGAGACCCAAACUGCGUGUUCAGCCUGAUGUUCGUGUGUUCAGAGGAGAGACGGUCACUCUCACAUGUGACAUACAGGAGGCAGGAGUCUGGCGGUACAACUGGUAUAAAGAUCAUUACAGCAGAGGACAAGACCAGAUCUAUUACAGUACAGGACAAGACAAGAACUAUAUAAUCACAUCUGUGGAUCAGUCUCAUGCUGGUGUGUACAGCUGUAGAGGAAACCAGACUGAAGCCCCACAGCACUCAGAGUUCAGUGAUGGAGUUACACUGACAGUAUCAGGUCUAAAGCCAAAGCCUGAACUCACAUCAGAUCCUGCAGGAGCUGCACUGACAGGAAACACAGUGACUUUGACCUGUCGCAUGGAUCCGUCUACUGGAUACUGGGACCUUUACUGGUACAAACACACACUGAACCCUGAGACAGAGAAGAGAGAAACAAACUCCUACAGACUGAAGAUUGAUUCAGUGUCUGAUGGAGGCCAGUACUGGUGUAGAGCUGGAAGAGGGAAACCAGUCUAUUACACAAACUACAGUGAUGCACUGUGGGUCAAUGUUACAGCUGAAGCUCAGGCAGCAGUGCGAGUGUCUCCACAGCCGUGGCUGACUGAAGGAGAAUCAGUGACUCUGAUCUGUGAGGUUUCAGGCUCCUCUACAGGCUGGACGUUCAGCUGGUUCAGAGAUCAUGAUCAUCUGUCAGACAGCAGCAGAGGAGCUGGAGGAUCUUACACUCUCAGUCCUGCUGCUCUACAGCACACAGGAGUUUAUACGUGCAGAGCAGAGAGAGGACGACCAGCCUAUUACACACGACACAGCAGCACACAGCCACUGUGGGUCACUGUGUCUCUGGUCAUCAAUCCCAGCAGAAGUCAACACUUCUCAUCUGACUCUCUCUCUCUGAGCUGUGAGGAUCAGACACAUCUGACACUGGAGUGUACUGGUGUCAGUCUGAAUCUGGAGAGAAACGUCAUCCUCGAAACAUCACUGUACAUGAUGGUGAAGUGA